This is a messenger RNA of Penicillium waksmanii, 819 nucleotides long. RefSeq lists its product as uncharacterized. The transcript has 2 exons. The coding region runs from base 1 to 819 and encodes 272 amino acids. Lineage: Eukaryota; Fungi; Ascomycota; Eurotiomycetes; Eurotiales; Aspergillaceae. The record is from RefSeq and is a predicted model, not a curated record.
AUGGUGAUCUCCCCAAGGACGAGGCUAUGGCCUGUCCUAAUUUCACUCCUAUUAUGGACAGCUUCAGCUUUCGCUGACGAUCGCAAAUGCUACAAUCCCGACUCAUCCCAGGCUAAGGCCGAUGUACCUUGUACAGAUGAUGAUAACACGUUCUGCUGCAACAAAGGGGAUAUAUGCAUGUCCAAUGGGCUAUGUUAUCUCCAGCAAUCAUCAGGAUUCGCACUAUCCCGCCCAAGCUGUACAGAUCUAAGCUGGAGCUCAUGCGGCUCAUAUAAAUACUGUUUUGAUUACAACCAAAACUCAGGAUUCCCAAUCGUCGCCGCGAAUUAUGCCGGAAAUAAAACAAAACACUGCUGCGGCACAGCCUCCUAUGACAACGGCACCGUCACCUGCCCGAUGAAGUCAGUGUCCGUGCCAUACGGAACUGCGAUCCCAGGCGUCGCUGGACUAGCGGUUAGCUCAACAAGCACAAACUCCUCCAACUCCUCCGACUCAUCGUGCUCUUCCAAUUCAGGAUCCAGUUCUGGAUCUAGUUCAUCUUCUUCUCGAGAUACGGCAAUCGGCGCAGGCGUCGGCGUCCCGCUUGGCGUGAUUGCUAUUGGAUCUUUGAUAUGGGCUUUCUGGGAGCGAAGGGGUCGAAUGAGGGCUCUUGCUGCAGCUGGCACAAGUCAAGGGACUGGUCAGCCUUAUCAACAGAUGGCGUACCGUGCGCCGCCUGUUGAGCUACAAGCACCCGAGGUGGAGUUGGACGGAUCUACUGCGGCGACUGAGAUUGGGAGUGAUGGCCACCCAAAACCUAAUAGGAUGCCCGUGGACUAG